AUGAUUGAACAGCGAGACUCGACUAUUUCACUCCGGAACGCCUACAAGAACGAGCAUAUUGAAAUCGAGUAUCUUUCCAAUUCAGUCCGUCAUGAUCCACAAACGGGUGAACUAUUUUACGAUAUAUUCAAAGACUUCAGAGGUUUAAUGUCUUUCAACAAAGUGGCAACGAACAAUAACGCGAUGAACGAUAAAAGCAACGCUACAGAAAUGCCAUGUAAUUCGUUGUCUACUAAAUGCUGUCAAGAACAGGAAGAAGAAAAGAUUGUCGAUGGAAACCAUAAAGUUGAAGAAAGACGCGUCGAAGAAGAGAAAAAAAUCCGCUGCGUGAAUAAGCGUCUACGUGAAGAUGAUAAUAGCCACAACACUAAUGAUGAUAACAAAGAAUCUCAGUCCAAACGACAUUUGUUUUCAUCAUUGGACAAUAAUAUAAUAAACAGAGAGGAAAGGAAAAUAAAAGAAUGGGUUGGAAAGAAUGAAUACGAAAUCACUUGUGGCAAAGAACGAAUAAUAAAGAAAGAUCAGAAGGAAACGAAAGCAGACAUUGCCGUGACACACAGACCAUUACCUCUAUCCACAAACCCAUCAUCCUCUUCAUCCUCCUCACCUAAAUUCGCGUUUUCUACUCUACUCUCACAAUAUAGACCUCGCCGUAUAAAAGAAGUGAUCCGUGGAAAAGAGGAACGCCGUCUGCUCCUGGCCGAACCCUGUGUCUGUUGUCGUGACUUCUACAACAUGAUCGCUCCUAUAAAAAUAAACCCAGGAAUGACAAACAUUCCCGAAGACAUUAGACAGAAAGGGUAUGCGGAUGCUGACGAUCUCUGUAGAAUGUACGGCAGGCACAGGUACAGAUAUAGUAAGCGUCAACCGGGUGAUUGGUAUUGGGAUAUUAAUGGUGGGAAGCUAUUCAACAAGGCACAAUUGGAGAGGAUACGAAAGGAGGUGGAGGCGAAUGACAAAGAAUGGGAGGUGAGAAGGAAAAAGGAGAACGAGUACUGGGACAAGAUUAACGCCAACAAUAGCGUAUGGAGUGCAGAUAAUUAG
Molecule: messenger RNA, 1044 nt
Organism: Paraglomus brasilianum
Lineage: Eukaryota; Fungi; Glomeromycota; Glomeromycetes; Paraglomerales; Paraglomeraceae
Source: the annotation of a GenBank genome assembly